Molecule: messenger RNA, 1380 nt
Organism: Poecilia latipinna (sailfin molly)
Lineage: Eukaryota; Metazoa; Chordata; Actinopteri; Cyprinodontiformes; Poeciliidae
Product: serine/threonine-protein kinase mos-like
Exons: 2
Coding region: 101-1231 (376 amino acids)
Biological process (GO): protein phosphorylation
Molecular function (GO): ATP binding; protein serine/threonine kinase activity
Source: RefSeq, a predicted model, not a curated record
GAGGUAUUUACCCUAACCAGCAUGCAUUGCCUCCAGGGCAUGAUUAAUUGGAUAAGGUGACGUCAGCUCAGUUGAACACACCCGUGUGAGAUCAGGCGCCAUGCCUUCUCCUAUUCCCGUCACGCGCCUGUUACGGAAAGACAUCUACCCGUCUGCAGACAUCGCGACUUGUAGCAGCCCGCUCUUUCAGCUGUCCCAAGGGUCCACCUUGCAGGUCCCUCCCCAGCGGUUACAUGGUAAAGUCGCAAGCCGCCUCUGGUCCUCCGUGAUUUACUGGGAUCAGCUGCGCUCCGUGGAAGUUGUGGGCUCCGGGGGUUUCGGUUCCGUGUAUAAGGCGGAGUACCUCGGGGAAACUGUUGCGCUGAAGAAAGUGAAAAAGAGCACAAAGAACAAGCUGGCCUCCCGACAGAGUUUCUGGGCUGAGCUGAACGCCGCACAUCUCCAUCAUAAGAACGUCGUGCGCAUCAUCGCCGCAAGCACGUGCGUGCUGGCGGACUUGGAGGAGGAAGCGAUCGGAGCGAUCGUCAUGGAGUUUGUGGGCAGCAGAAAUCUGCAGCAGAUCAUUUAUGAGAGCUCGGAGGAUCUCGGGGAGGACCGGUGGCUGAAGUACUCCACAGACAUCGUGAAGGGCUUGAGCUUCCUUCAUUCCCACAGUGUUGUGCAUCUGGACAUCAAACCAGCCAACGUGCUGGUGUCACGGGGAGAAGUGUGUAAAAUUGCCGAUUUUGGUUGUUCCCUGAAGCUGGACCGUGACUGUGAAGUGAGCGCCGUCAGCCCCCAGGUCAGCCACGGAUGUGGCACGUAUUCACACCGAGCCCCGGAGCUGCUCAAAGGCGAGCAGGUGUCUCCUAAAGCGGACAUCUAUUCGUUGGGGAUAACCAUGUGGCAGCUUUUGACCAGAGAGCCCCCCUACACGGGUGACAGGCAACACGUCCUCUAUGCUGUUGUGGCUCACAAUCUGCGGCCGUCUGUAUGUGACCACCAGGUGUUUCUUUCUGUGCUGGGGAAGCGGUGUGCGGAGUUGCUGGGCCGCUGCUGGAGCGCUGAUGUCCGCUGCAGACCCAGUGCUGAGGAUGUGCUGCAUCAGCUUGAGCUCCUACGGUCACCUAGCUAUGAAAUGCUGAAGCGGCUGCCUGAUUCUGAUGGAGAUGCUGCAUGGCUCCUGGUGUCAUCCUGGACAUCCCAGUUCCUUUCAAACCAAACAGCGACUCUGUAUCUAAAGCAGAUGUAGUGACUGAUGAGGCUUAUCUGCAGCACCGUUCUAUUUUUAGAAAUCUAAACUUGCAAUGUUCUAACUUGAGACACUCUAAAGGCAGUGUGUAAUACAGCUUCCUGUUUCCUGCUUGAUUAAAUAUAAGCAUGAAAAUACAAAUUGAUCUC